Misgurnus anguillicaudatus (oriental weatherfish) is the source of this 3158-nucleotide messenger RNA. The record is from RefSeq and is a predicted model, not a curated record. Lineage: Eukaryota; Metazoa; Chordata; Actinopteri; Cypriniformes; Cobitidae.
CCCAGAGGGGCGUGGCUUGUCCCAACCCGGUACUUUCAGUUUCAUUAUUAGAGUUAAAGUUAGAAAUAAAGAUGCUAAAGUUAAAGACUUGAUGAUAAAGACUGAGAAUCUCACUGAUCAUUAAAGGUCUUUCAGGAGUGGUGAUUCUCAGUAGAUCAUCUAGAUGGCAUUUCUCUGUGAUCCAGAUAUGAAGUUUCAGCAGAUGCUGUUAAGAGUACAGGAGUCUCUCGGGGACGAUGAUCUGCAGGAUCUGCUGUUCCUCUGCUCAGAUCUUGUCAGUCUAAAAGAGCUCAGUGAGGCGUCUACAGCCACAGACCUCUUCAGUUGUCUUCAAACCAGAGAGCUGCUGUCACCCGAUGAUCCAUCUCUGCUUCUGGAGCUACUCACUAUCAUGAAACAAAACAAUCUGAUUCGGAAACUGGGUUUAGAUGGAUGUAUUGAUAACAACGGCACAAUCUAUAGACGAAUCUCAGCGUACAGACUGUUGUUGUUUGAGCUGUCACAAUCCAUCUGUGAUCAGGACCUGAAAAAGAUCAAGUUCAUGUUGGGUCAAACACUACCACGCAAAAAACUGGAGCGAGAGACGACACUGUUGCAGUUGUUUUGGGAGCUGGAGAAGGAAGACCAUCUGGAUGAAAAUAAUGUAGAUAUUCUGCAGGAAGUUAUAGGAAACGUCUAUCCUGCUUUAGAAAAAAGAAUUGUUCAAUAUAAAGAAGAGGCUACAUGUGAAACAUUCAUUGCUCAGGAGACUGAGGAUAAUUUGUCCACGUCAGUUCAGCCUUUAUCGGUGACAUCACUCUCAUUAGAUGAAAUGAUGGAGGAUCAGGUGGACAGACUCGAUCUAACUGAAGAUCAGAGCCAGAGUUUGGACAUUACCUCAGGGAUUUCAAAUGAGAGUUCACAUGUAUGUGUUUCUGAUACUCCAGAGAUUCCUCAAUAUAAGAUGGAGGGUGAAAAAAGGGGGAUAUGUUUAAUAAUCAACAACUGUAACUUCACCAGCAUGCAGAAAAGAGAAGGAACAGACAUUGACAAAGAGAGUUUGACGGCUGUAUUCCAGUGGCUGGGCUUUGAAGUCUGGACAGAACAGGACUGUGAUAAGAAACAAAUGCUGGAGGUCUUAAAGGAUCUGGCCGGUCGUGAUCACACUGGGGCGGAUUGCGUGGUCUGUUGUGUGCUUACCCACGGAUGUGUGGACGGAGUAUUUGGGAAAGAUGGAGAGAAAGUCACAUUUAGAGAGCUGAAGGAGCCGCUACAGUGUUCUUCCCUCUUACAGAAACCCAAACUGUUCUUCAUCCAAGCCUGCAGGGGAACCAGAGAGCAGAGACCGGUGUGGCCAGAGAAUAACAGAGCCGAUGAAAUGACAUUCAGUGAUGCUGCUGUACCCACAGACUCCAUACCUGAGGCCGCAGACUUCUUGUUAGCCAUGUCCACAGUACCUGACCAUGUGUCCCUCAGAGAGAAAACUAAAGGAACCUGGUUUAUACAAGCUCUCUGUCACAACCUGAAACAGCUGGUGCCAAGGGGUGUGGAUCUGCUGUCUAUCCUGACACAAGUGAACAAUGAUGUGAGCAGAAAAACCGACCCCACUGGUACAAGGAAGCAGAUGCCACAACCAGAGUUUACUCUUACUAAGAGAGUUGUUUUUCCUAUCCCUAAAACCAAUCCACCUCAAUAAUCACAUACUGCUGACAGUGUAAACCAAUAUACUUGAUGUUUAUCCGAAAAAAUGUUUACAUGGACGAUCUGUGCAAAUGAUAAAGUUUUUUACAUGUUUGAAAGAGGGAAGAUGACAAUUUAUGUUAUCCAAAUCCUAUACUGUAGCUAACACAGUGUCCUAACCAGAUCUGGUAGAUGUUUCCAUGUUGAGUUUUUUUUAACCAGGUGCAAUGCGAUUCCACGUCGAGCGGCAGUGGAUUUAUUUUAGAUCAAUUAACUCUUUCACUGCCAGCGUUUUUUUAAAAAGUUGCCAGCCAGUGCCAGCGUUUUUCAUGAUUUUCACCAAUGUUUAAUGCCUUCCAGAAAAUGUUCUUCUUUAAAUAUAUAAACAUACAAUAUACCAAAUGAAAGAACAGACCCUCUGCUUUCAAACAAAAAAAACGUUUCAUCCUACCUUCAGUGGUUCUUUUGUAAUCAGCUUUUGAAUAUGGGUAGGUUUCUGCAAAAACACCACAUUUUGAGCAAAAAGCAGAGAUAAUUCCAUUUUUGUGACGGACUUUUCAUAGAGAUCCCAUUCAGAGCGAUCUUUAAAACAAACACGGACAUGCAGCCAUUUGCCAUAGGGCAAUACUUCUGGGUUUAAAAAGUUGCGGAAGUAUCCACCUGGUGGAUAAUAGCGGUAUUGCGGAAAGACGGAAAAUCUCGUAAUUGGCGGGGAAGCGUUUUCUCUUAAUUGACGAGAUAUCUCGUCAAUGGCGGUGAAAGAUUUACAGUUCUGCUCAUUAAUAAUAUGAAUCAUCAAACAUAGACGAUGAGAGACCAAAAUAUACACGAAAUCCCUCAAGUUGCACAAGGAAAGCCAUAACAAGCAGAGGGAUGAGUGUGUUUGUGUGCGCGCUCUUCAGAUGAAGCGCGAGAGGGUGGCGCACACACCAAGAUGAACGUUCUGAUUUACUGAAAUUUCGUAAUUAUGCAUUGUGUCACGCCCCCUUUUCGUGUUCGGUUCGGACAAAUUGCCUGUCGCUGGAAUUAUAUGGCAUCGCAUCUGGUUAGGACACAGUGUAAAGCUUUUUUUAUGUUUUUUAUGAAAUAUUUUAAGACACUUUGUGAUUCAACACAAGACAUUUUAUUCAAUAAAUAACUUACACAAUGAAUGUUUUCUGUUCAAAAGAUAAAUUUUAUGACCAUCUCAAACAGUCAACAUCAAGUAAUGAUAUUAAUUAUAAAUUCACAUAAAAACUCAAAAAUGUAUUUUUAAAGUGCAUAUACUGUAGCAGUUACACAUGGGCCGGUUACCGGUUUCAAGGCACUGAGGUUUUAAAGAGUCAAGCUUUCAAAACUACUGAAAUUUGGUAUAAUAACGUUUCCAAGAUAUGAGCUGUGUUUACACAAAAUUAAUUUAAUCAUUAAGUUAUGUCACUGAUUUGAUAUAUUGCAAAAAUAUUUUUUGAAUACAUGCUGUAUCUUGCUGAAAAAUAAAAUUUAUUGUAUCCAGUUGAAAA